CGGCUCUGCUGCUGGAAAUGCUGUUCUGUUUUGCCCUAUCCUUCAUCGCGACUUUAGCCUGGGGAGGUAAUUAGCAGCCGAAGAUGCCCUCGACUCAUCUAGGGUUUCCCCUGAAGACAUUCCUCAACCUUCAGUGCCUUAAAAUACGAGGUGUCACAGGCGGCCCUUCCCUUCGCUUUGGUGAUUCGGGGAUUUGUCUAUGAGACCUGACAGUGUUGUCUAAAUAGGGCAAAAUCUACUACUUAACAUGAAGAAAAGCAGAGGUCGGACAGGUCGAAAAAGACGACGAAAACACCUGCAGAGCUUUAUGGAUGGAGUCAACUGCAGUCACAAGCUGGAAUACAUUCAGCUUAAGAAAUGGUUGAAAGACAGAGGAUUUGAAGACAGAAAUUUAAGGCCAGCAGAGUUUUUAGAAACAGGAAGAGGACUAAUGACAACAAAAGCUCUUCAGGCAGGAGAUCUGAUCAUUUCAUUGCCUGAGAAAUGCUUACUCACCACGGGCACCGUCCUUAGCAGUUGCUUGGGAGAAUACAUUAUGAAGUGGAAGCCUCCUGUGUCUCCUUUGAUAGCAUUGUGCACAUUUUUAAUAGCAGAGAAAUAUGCUGGUGAGGAAUCUCGGUGGAAACCAUAUCUUGAUGUUUUACCCAAGACGUACACUUGCCCUGUUUGUUUGGAGCAUGACGUAGUAAGCCUUCUUCCUGAACCUUUAAGAAAGAAGGCUCAGGAGCAGAGAACAGUGGUUCAUGAGUUGUACAUGUCUUGCAAGGCUUUUUUUUCUUCCCUACAGCCUUUGUUUGCUGAGAACACAGAAACUAUUUUUAACUACAGUGCUCUAGAGUGGGCUUGGUGCACUGUUAAUACCAGGACAAUAUACAUGAAACAUUCACAGAGAGAAUGUUUUUCUCUGGAGCCAGAUAUUUAUGCACUGGCACCAUAUUUAGAUUUGCUAAACCACUGUCCAAAUGUUCAGGUAAAGGCUGCAUUUAAUGACCAGACAAGAAGCUAUGAAAUUCAGACAAAUUCACAAUGCAAAAGUUAUGAAGAAGUGUUCAUCUGCUAUGGGCCUCAUGAUAAUCAGCGACUGCUACUAGAAUAUGGAUUUGUUGCCAUGGAUAAUCCUCACAGCUGUGUUUAUGUCUUAUCAGAUAUUCUCCUCAAACAUUUUCCACCACUGGACAAGCAGAGAAAUGCAAAACUUUCCAUUUUAAAGGAUCAUGAUUUCUUAGAAAACCUGACCUUUGGAUGGGAUGGACCAUCUUGGAGGCUCAUCACAGCCCUGAAAUUGUUAAGUCUUGGAGCAGAUGAAUUUACUUGCUGGAGAAGAGUGCUGCUUGGUGAUGUAAUUUCAGCCAGAAAUGAACAGCAGGCUUUGAAUAUAGCAGCAAAAAUAUGCCAUUAUUUAAUAGAGGAAACACAGGACGCCCUUCUUCAGAUUUCCCAGUUGAAAAGAAAGGAGAACCUCAGGGAACACCUGGCUUUGGUAGAAGCACUACGCUUGGAGGAUCUGAAGAUACUACAAAAAUCAGCUGAGACUUGCAACUUGAAUAUGGCAGCAACUUCAGCUAUAUGGAGUUAUGAUAGCUAUGGCUGA
Molecule: messenger RNA, 1591 nt
Organism: Pogoniulus pusillus (Red-fronted tinkerbird)
Lineage: Eukaryota; Metazoa; Chordata; Aves; Piciformes; Lybiidae
Gene: SETD4
Product: SET domain containing 4
Biological process (GO): peptidyl-lysine trimethylation; peptidyl-lysine monomethylation
Molecular function (GO): protein-lysine N-methyltransferase activity; protein binding
Source: RefSeq, a predicted model, not a curated record